CAGGCCGGCUAUGUGAGCUGGAACUCCGCGUUAAACUGUUUGGCUGGCACGGGCUGGUUGGUCGGUUGGUUGAGCGGUAGCCAUGGCUCGACUCGCUGCUCUACUGUUGUUACCGGUUCUUAUUGAAUCGGUAUUCUCCAUUUCUUUCUUUUUACCGGUCAACUCGAGAAAAUGUUUACGGGAGGAGAUCCACAAAGACGUCCUCGUCACGGGGGAGUAUGAAAUAAGCGAACAGGCGAACACCAAAACUAAUCUGAAGAUCACAGAUUCCUCCAGCCACACUCUUUACUCCAAGGAAGAUGCAAUUAAAGGAAAGUUUGCAUUCACCACAGAGGACUAUGACAUGUUUGAGGUGUGCUUCGAGAGCAAGUCACCCAUGGGGACUGGAAGAGUGCCUGACCAGCUGGUCAAUCUGGACAUGAAGCAUGGUGUGGAAGCCAAAAACUAUGAAGAGAUUGCCAAGGUGGAGAAGCUGAAGCCUCUCGAGGUGGAGCUUAGGCGACUGGAGGACCUGUCGGAGUCUAUCGUCAAUGACUUUGCUUACAUGAAGAAGAGAGAGGAGGAGAUGCGGGACACUAAUGAGUCCACCAACACACGUGUGCUGUACUUCAGCAUAUUCUCCAUGUGCUGUCUCAUUGGCCUGGCCACAUGGCAGGUCUUCUACUUGCGGCGCUUCUUCAAGGCAAAGAAGCUGAUCGAGUAAAGCGGCUUGUGGCUCCUUACAUCGCGGGAAGCUGCCUGCCAGUCAGUCAACACAUCCCAACAUCCACCCUCCUUGGACUAGCUUCAGCAAACAACAGCGAGUGGGGUUGAGGGGCUCAAAUUCUAGUUUUCAAGGCUGUAAGAGAAACCAAGGUUUUCCUCUGAAAAAAUAAAUCACCUGCUUAUUUAGUGUUUUGAAACAUGAAAAGCACUGUAGGGAGAAAUGCACUGUGAGACCAGG
This is a messenger RNA of Eleginops maclovinus (Patagonian blennie), 943 nucleotides long. RefSeq names its product transmembrane p24 trafficking protein 10 (gene tmed10). The transcript is spliced from 5 exons. Gene Ontology annotation, cellular component: Golgi apparatus; endoplasmic reticulum-Golgi intermediate compartment; endoplasmic reticulum. Bases 83 to 703 code for a protein of 206 amino acids. NCBI's taxonomy places the organism in Eukaryota, Metazoa, Chordata, Actinopteri, Perciformes, Eleginopidae. The record is from RefSeq and is a predicted model, not a curated record. Gene Ontology annotation, biological process: endoplasmic reticulum to Golgi vesicle-mediated transport; Golgi organization; intracellular protein transport.